Cryptomeria japonica (Japanese cedar) is the source of this 1524-nucleotide messenger RNA. RefSeq lists its product as uncharacterized. The record is from RefSeq and is a predicted model, not a curated record. Gene Ontology annotation, molecular function: nucleic acid binding; RNA-DNA hybrid ribonuclease activity. Lineage: Eukaryota; Viridiplantae; Streptophyta; Pinopsida; Cupressales; Cupressaceae. The transcript is spliced from 4 exons. Bases 1 to 1524 code for a protein of 507 amino acids.
AUGGGGGAAGCUAAGGUCAUCAAUAGGAUCAUUAUGGACUAUUCUUUGUUCUCUAGUCAGAAGGUCAAUCGGGCCAAGUCUAAAAUUUUCUUUCUUAAUGUUUCCCCGUUGGUGCAGUCCAGGUUGACUCAUUUUUGGGGUUUCUUUGUUGGCCAGUUCCCUUGUAAGUAUUUAGGUAUUCUGUUUUCUACUGGUUCAGAGAAGCAUAAUUUUUGGGAACAGAUUUCGAGGGCCAUUUCUUCAAGAAUACUUUCUUGGUCUCAUAAGUGGUUAUCUUUUUCAGGAAAAAUUGUGCUUAUUAAAGCCAUUUUAAAUGUGGUUCCCAUCUAUCUAUUAUCUGUUCUAAAGGCUCCUAAGAAAACUAUGAUUGCUCUACAUUCAGUAUUACGGUCUUUUAUAUGGAAUGAGAACGUUAACAAGAAAGGUAGGAUCCCUCUAUUGGCAUGGGAUAGGAUUUGUGCUCCGAGAGAUAAAGGGGGUGGAGGGGUUAAGGAUAUUGGUAAGCAGAAUUUGGCCCUUGGUGAUAAGUUAGUUUGGAAGCUAUAUAAACAACCCUCUUCUAAGUGGGCAUCUAUUUUAUUUGCAAAAUAUUUGAAUAAUGGUUCUAGGGAGGCCAUUUUUACUGCUUCUUCGCUCCCUAAAGGGUCUAUAAUCUGGAAUUUCAUGGUUGAGUGCAGAUCUGUCAUUUUUCCAGGGUUGUCCUGGCUUGUCCAUAAUGGUCGAAAGGCCAGGUUUUGGGAGGAAAUCUGGAAUGGUUUCCCUACACUUUUUAGCCUUAGGGAUUGGUCACCUCUUAUGUCUUCCCUCAAAUCUUCUUGGGGUAUAUUUGUGGCUGAUUAUAUUUGUGUGGAUUCCUCGGGCCUCUUACCCGUGGCCAAAUGGAAAUCAAUUGAUUCUCUUCCGGUGGACCAAGAUAUUAAAUCUACAUUUGUGGAGGAGCUAAAUAAACGUGUUAAGGGAUAUGAUUUGCCAUAUAAGUUAUUUUGGCAUGCUGCCUGCCUUCCAAAAGCAGGGGCUUUUGCUUGGAUUUUUAGGAAGAACUCUUCCACUUUGCAAGAUGUGCUCUUCUGUAUAGAAAAAUUGAUCUCCGAGACUGUCUUGGCCUUCAUUUACAAGGGCAUUAGUCUUCACAAUACUUUUACACCAUGGGACAAUUGGAUUACCAAGCAUUGGCCAGCUUUACAGUCGCUCCCUUUGAUUGGGGCCAUUUCUAAAACAAGGUCCUCAUUAAAUAGGAAAGAGGUGGUCUGGUUGCCUCCCUCGGCUUCUAAGUACAAGUUGAACUUUGCUGGAGCAUCCCGUGGUAACCCUGGGAAAUCUGCCAUUGGUAUUGUGGUUUCUGAUAAUAGGGAUUGUAUUAUUAAAGCACAAUGUCAGUGUAUUUCUAAUGGGACUAAUAAUGUGGUUGAGCUUCAUGCUCUUUCUACUAGGCUUGAUCUGCUCCUUUCAUUGCAUUUGUUGGAUGUUGUUAUAGAAGGUGACUCCCAGGGAAGCCAACAAGGUGGCGGACUUCCUGGCCAAUAA